UAAAAAUGGUCAAAUUCCCAUUCCAAGGACACACAAACUAAGCUUUCAACACCCAAACCCUUAAAAAUCAUGGAACGUGGUGAUGAGUUCAGUCGUUUUCCCAAGCUUGCAAAAUCAAAUUCUGGUUUGGGUAUCAUUCAACAUGGUGAUUCAUCGGACUCCAUUAACAACGUUAACAACAUCUUCAACAUCACCGACAGUGUCAGCAAUGCCGGCAACAUCUUCAACAUCACUGACAAUGUCAGCAACGCCGGCAACAUCUCCAACACCAGCAACACCAAUGCCGUCAGCACCAUGCCUCCACCGGGCCCGGUGUUGCGCGAACAGGAUCAGUACAUGCCAAUAGCCAACGUGAUCCGCAUCAUGCGCCGCAUCCUACCACCCCAUGCCAAAAUCUCAGACGAAGCCAAAGAAACCAUCCAAGAAUGCGUUUCGGAGUUCAUCAGUUUCAUCACCGGGGAAGCCAACGAACGCUGCCAAAGCGAGCAACGCAAGACCGUCACCGCCGAGGACAUCCUUUGUGCCAUGGGAAAACUAGGCUUUGACGACUACAUGGAGCCCCUCACCGUUUACUUGACCCGGUACAGGCAAUCCGAAAACGAGAGGACUUCACUGCGCGGGGACACCUUUUUGAAGCGCGGGAAUGCAUAUGGGCCAAUGAUGAUGCCCCCUCACGGCGUCGCGCCUUUCAAUGCGGGGUUUCAGGAAGGGAUGACGGACGCCACCUCCGCCGCCGCCCGAGCCAUCAUGGGUGGAUACAACCAUGGUGCUCCUCCAGGUGGUGCCGCUGGAUCAUCAUCGCAGCAGGCUCCUUUCGAUAACAACUUGGAUCCAUUUGAUGUGUUCAAAUGAGAAAAUAUGGAUUAAAAAAGGGAAAAGCAAAUUUAAUUUGAAUAAACAGAUAAUCAUAGUAUCAAAGUAGCCGUUGUUUAGGGAUAUAUGGAGAAGGCAAGUAUACAGAUACAGUGUGGGCAUCAGUUAGGGUUAUAAUUUUCAUUUUGCUUAAGGAACUUGAACAUGUAUCUGUUCAUUGGUAUGGUUUAAACAGUUACAGUAAUAGGAUUGCUUGUGCUUUUUUAAUGUAUUUGGAGCUGAA
This is a messenger RNA of Gossypium arboreum, 1096 nucleotides long. RefSeq names its product nuclear transcription factor Y subunit B-9-like. Gene Ontology annotation, cellular component: nucleus; CCAAT-binding factor complex. Gene Ontology annotation, molecular function: RNA polymerase II cis-regulatory region sequence-specific DNA binding; DNA-binding transcription activator activity, RNA polymerase II-specific; protein heterodimerization activity. Lineage: Eukaryota; Viridiplantae; Streptophyta; Magnoliopsida; Malvales; Malvaceae. The record is from RefSeq and is a predicted model, not a curated record. The transcript is spliced from 2 exons. Bases 70 to 852 code for a protein of 260 amino acids. Gene Ontology annotation, biological process: regulation of transcription by RNA polymerase II.